AUGGUGAACGCAUGUGCAAAUUUAUCAGCUAUUAGCUGUAAUAGUUGUCACAAAAAUGAUCAGAUGGAAGAGGAGAAAAUGAUCGACCAGCAACAGCUUGAUCUACAAAAGAGUAUUAUGUCAGCAUAUGUUUUGUUAUCGAGAAAUAAGAAGACAACACCUCCAAAUCCUGAUAUGAUGCUGAAAUUGAACUCACGACCAGAUCUACAAAACAAAGUAAUGACAUUGUAUGAACGUGAUCUUGUCAAUCCGUAUGGUGCAAAAAUAGUAGGUGGUUUACUUAGUGGUGGCGUCGAUACAUCAUUUAUCCCAUUGAUCUUGUCUCGUUUCUUUAAUAUUGAAGUACGAAGUUUUACAUUGAACUUCGGAGGUAUUGGUGGUAGUGGCAUUGCUGAUGAUGCGCACAAUAUUCGACAGAAUUUAUCCAUGCUUGGCGUGUUCGAUGCAAAAUUCAAAGAUAUGCGUGAAGAACUUGGUGAAUACUUUAUCCCAUUACUUAUGGGUGACGUCAUUGUACCAGGUUCACCAGGUAUUUUUCCAAAUUCGUCACUUAGUCGUAUUCUCAUGGUUAAGAGUUUAGCAGAACAACUUCCUGAAGCAGAAGUCUAUCUUACAGGAUCGGCAAAGAAUCAAAAUAAUAAUCUUCGAUUCAUGACAGCUGCUUAUGAAUAUCUUGGUAAUAGACCACUUUGGACACCUAUUUUCUUUUGGGAAGAAAUCUUUACACGAAAAGAUUGUCUCGAUAUGAUUCGAUUGUGUACUGGUCAAGAUUUAUCAACUCGAUCUGCUAAAGAUGAUCCAUGUGCAAGUGGAGAUGAAACAUUUUUGAAAAAAGAAGAAGAAGAUGGCAAUCGAAGUCAUCUAGACUAUGAGUUUCCUGUACAGCUUCCUUCAAAUCUCUUACCUCGAACGAUAUGUUUGAAUUUUGAACAAGGUCGACCGGUUGCUAUCGAUGGACAACGACUAACUUUCGUUGAACUUGUUGGCGAGUUGAAUACAACUGGCUUGAAAUAUGGUUUACUUUGGAAAGCAUCUGUUGAAUCACGUCCAACUGGAAAAGGUGAAAUCGAAUGGAAUCUAACGCCAGGUGUUGAUGCACUUCGUGAAGCAACAUGUCGAUUGCGAGCUGCAUCUGUGCCGCCACGAAUGCAACAAGAAUUGUUUCGUUUCAAUGCUCAAUUAGCUGAAGAUAUUUUGCGUGGUGGUUUACAUAAUACAACUACAGUAGCUUAUAUCAAUGUUAUUCGAGAGUUAUGUGCUAAUGUUACUGGAUCGGUAAAGCUUACGUUUUAUCCAGGUUUUGUUCGUGCCAGUCAACCGAGACCUGAUAAGCCAAUAACCGUUGCCGAAGCUCCCUUUGGUCAUUUACCAUUGCCAGAUAACGCACUGGAUUCAGUGAAUGCUCUCAUUGCACAUAAUGUCGUUGGACAAGCUUUUCGAACUGAGAAGCAAAAGUGUAAUCGUAAUAAUUGGCCAAUCGAUCCAUGUGUAAAAAUUGUAUAA
Molecule: messenger RNA, 1503 nt
Organism: Adineta ricciae
Lineage: Eukaryota; Metazoa; Rotifera; Eurotatoria; Adinetida; Adinetidae
Source: the annotation of a GenBank genome assembly